This is a messenger RNA of Capsaspora owczarzaki ATCC 30864, 3574 nucleotides long. RefSeq lists its product as hypothetical. Lineage: Eukaryota; Filasterea; Ministeriida; Capsasporidae. Bases 125 to 3406 code for a protein of 1093 amino acids. Gene Ontology annotation, molecular function: protein binding. The record is from RefSeq and is a predicted model, not a curated record. The transcript is spliced from 2 exons.
GUUUUUUUUUUUUUUUUUUUCGUCCCAAGCUUUCGCUCGCUUUUGUGUUUGCAGGCAGCGUUGAAGGGGGGAACCACCAGUGUCGUUCCCUUGUUGCUGUGCUUCAACCUCGCGCCUCUGUCCAAUGUCCGACCUGAACGAGCGGGAGCCUGCGCUCGCGUCGCCUUCGAAGGACGCAUCAUUGUCGUCGUCGUCGCCGAGUUCUGCAAGCUCGCCAGGAGCACGUCGUCCGCCGCUGCUGUCACUCCCGUCGCUGUACUCGCUGCCGGGAUUGACGAGCAGCACGACAGGCGGGACUGAACCAAGUACACUUCAAGAGGGAAACGCUGGUGGGCUGUCGUCUCCGUCACACUCCAGCAGCUCCCAAGCAACAAUAGCGGAACUCGCUGCAACUCGGCGCAAGAUGCCGCUUGCCAUGGAUCCUGCUGCCCAUCAGCAGCCCGUUGUGACGUCGGAUCGUUCCCAGCAAGCAAACCAGCUGCCAAACCAACUCUCCGACAGCUACUUGUCGCCAAGUUUAGACCUGUCAUCCAAUCCAACCAGCGCAGGUGUGGUUGUGCUUCCAGAGUCGGGCGAGUCGCUUGCUCUGCUCGCCGGAUCGUACGAGGAGCCUCCUUCAUUGGUCUCUGCGAGUCUACCACCGCCACCACCUGCGGAACAUGACCCAGCCAGUACGGCCGAAACGUCGGCACCUCCUCUCGCUCCCUCCAAUCCCUCAGCUCCACCGCCUGUCCAACUCCAUGGCUUUGUUUCUCACUUUGACGAUACAGACGCCGACGCUGUUGAGCUCGCUGAGCAUGCACAUUUUAAUGCAACCCAAGAUUCAGUCAUUUCAGAUUCACAAGUGUACAGAGGCAGCCAGCCAAAUCGACCUGCGGGGUUUUCGACCAUCUUCACGGCCCAGCAGGCAGAGUACGUCGAGAAUUCAGCCCAGGAUGGCGCCAAUCUUGGCUUUUUCGCCGAUCAGGGCCCGGACUCGGACGACGCCGAGCUCGAGUUGCAUGCGCAGCAGCUGGAGGAAGCCCGGUCUGCAAAUUCUCUCGUGGUGUCUCGGCAUCACACAUCGCACCACGACACAACCGCCAGAUCGCCAGCCUCUGGCCAAACCUCUCGUGCGCGCUCGUCGCAUCGACGACCGCCAUCUGUCACCCCAUUUCAGGCACCUCGAAGGAAGGGCGAUGCAUCAUCAUCAUCUGCUCAUGGCAUGGAAGAUUCCGGCGAAGGUGCUGCGCGAAAGCGCGCUCGUAUCGAUCCUGAGGGCCGCGCAUGGAGCGAGGACGAGGCCUUGUCAUCCGCCGCUGACAAUAGCUUGCUCGUGGCUCGUGCCGCUUCGCCCUCGAGCCGCUCUGGUCGACACGGCCGCUCCUCAAUGUCAAGCUCCGCUUCCUCCGCUUCUUCUUCUUCAUUUUCUUCCUCCUCCUCGUCUCGAUCGUCCCGCGAGCUGUCGAGUGAGGCUGCGAUUUCCUUCUUGCGAGCCAACUUUGGCCGAUGGACCUCUCGCGAGCAAUCCAGCUUCCUGGGCGAGCUCGUGCGCUGCCUCAACCCUUCCCAGGUCGUCGUGAUGAGCUCCCUGCUCGCGCCGCUGACGCACUGCGAUUUCCUCGUGCAGCUCCCCGAAGAGAUUGUCUCGCGGAUUUUGGGUCAGUUGGAUUUGGUAUCGCUGGUGCGAGCGGAACGCGUUUGUCACGCGUGGAAGACGGUCAUCCAAACCUCGUCCAUUUGGCGGCGCCACCUCUACACCCAGUUUUCACCGUCAAUCCGCAUGAUAUCCAUGUCGCGAUCGUUGGAUCUUCGCGACUGGCGCGCCAAGUGCAUCAACUCGCACCUGACGCGCAAGGCCGCGCAACAAAAUUGGCAGCGCGGUGUCUACUCGCUCUCGCGCACCACCUGCCGAUCCAGCGGUGUGUACUGCGUUCACCAGCAUGAACGCCAUGUCGUGUCUGGCCACCGCGACAAGAACAUUCGCGUUUGGCUGAUUGUUGACGAACAGCUGCGGCGUGUUCGCGAGCUCAGCGGACACCAGGGCAGUGUUUUGGCCUUGCAAUGCGACGAUCGCCGCAUCGUGUCUGCCUCCAGCGACAAGACAGUCCGUCUGUGGAACAUGAACACUGGCGUGCAGCUCGCCGCUUUCGAGACGCACACAGACUCUGUCCUUCAGGUGGUCUUUGACAACACCCGGAUUGUGAGCGCGUCCAAGGACCACCAAAUCCACACGCUUUUGUGGACCCAGGAUGGCAUGAAUGCAGAGUUUGAACAUCGCAUCACGAGUGGCGGCAGCGCCAUCAAUACGGUGGAUUUGUGCGACAACCAGAUUAUCGCCGCCUGCGGCGAUCGUGUCGUCCGCGUCUACAAUGCCGCCACUGGAGCCUUGAACGGCGCCCCGAUGCACGGCCACACACGAGGCAUUACCUGCCUCUGUGCCCACAAGGAUCUCUGCGCCACAGGUGCCUCCGACCGGCUCAUCAUGCUCUGGAACAUGACCACGCGCACGUUGGUUCGAACAAUGACGGGCCACACUGACUUGGUCCGUUGUCUGCGCAUGAACGAAACCCAUCUGGUGAGCGGAUCGUACGAUCUGACCGUGAGGGUCUGGUUGGUCGCGACGGGCGUGUGCCUGCACUCGUUUACCGAGCAUCGCCAGCGCGUGGUGUCGCUGCGGUUUGACCUGACACACAUCAUUUCGGCCUCGCAAGAUGACUCUAUUGCGGUGUGGUCGUUUGUCGAUCGCGAGCGCCAGCCCCUGUAUCAAGCCGGCGCAAACCAUGAACCCAACGAAGUUCAGGUGCUGGACAACAAGGCCGUGCGGCGAAUGCUCACCAGUCCGAGCGUGCCUCGCGCUUUCGACGUAUCGUCCUCCAUGAUGGAGGUGGAGCACGUCGCGCCUGACUCUGCCCUGAAAAGCGACGAUGGCAUGUCUGUCGCGAGCUCGUACAGUCGCCGCGGUUUGUUGUUGCGCUCCCCUCACCGCAACAGCGAGCUGUAUUCGCGUGCACCGUCCACGCCUGGAUCGUCCGUGAGCGGGUCCACGAGAAGUCGAGUCACUACCAUUCCAGCAGACCACGACGACGACGACGACAUUGACGAGGAAUCAGUCCAGGAGAUUGAGGAGGACACCUCGUCGAUCGCUGGGCUCCAGGAGUCGUCGGUUGUCGGCAUGUACGAUUUGGGUGCCAUGUCCGACUCGAGCCAGCCCGAAAAGAGCAGCGCCGCUGUCAAACGGCCAGCAAGGCGCCGAGUUGCGGGCCUGUCCAAGGUGCGAUCGUCGUCUCACCGGCCUUCGGCUGUACCGCCUCUGACGGACAGUUCUUGCUCCCUUCCGAGCCUUGAAUCCAAGCGCAGUCCCAGCGCUGCAUCCCGGUCUGUGCAAGAACACCUGGCGGGACUCUCCGACGAUGGCGAGGAUUGAGCGUGCUUCAUCCAAAUCUUUUUUUUUUCGAUGCAUUGUUAUUCCUCUGUGGUGCGAGUGAGUGUGUGUCGGUUGUUGUUCUUGCUGGGGUGGGUGGUAUUGAUCGUUAGUUGCGAAUGUAUUUUUGAAUUUGUUGAACCAAUAUUAUUACUGAAGCUCAAAUUGCCC